AUGAUCUUUCUCGCAGAAAUUUUCCACAUCACAGUCCUGACAGCUCUAUUGAUUCUCGGGAUUAUCGGAAAUGGGUUUCUAGUGGUCGUGAAUGUUAGGAAACUGAUUCAAAACAAAAGGAUGCUCUCCAUUGAGCUCCUCCUCACCUGCCUCGGGAUGUCGCGGUUCAGCCUGCAGAUUUUGUUAACAUUUCAAGGCAUCGUGAGCAUAUUCUUUGUGCCCUUUUAUCGGCAGAAUGUUUAUGGUUCUCAGUACCUCUUUACCUGGAUGUUUCUAAACUCUUCCAGUGUCUGGUUUGCCACCUGUCUGGGCAUUUUCUACUGCCUCAAGAUCUCUGGCUUCUCACAUCCCUACUUUCUGUGGCUGAAAUUCAGGGUCUCCAAACUGAUGCCCUGGCUGCUGCUGGGAAGCGUGCUGGUCUCCGGGAUCACCGGCAUCCUGUGUGCCCAUGUGUUCGAUUACUCCACAGUGUCCUACGUUGACUGGUACAACAAUGCCUCCCUGGCCAGCCCGGAUUCUGAAAGACGCAAAAGCAAUAAUGUGCUCGUAAUCAACUUGGUGUUGAUAUUUCCCCUAGGUCUGUUUGUCACGUGUACAGUGAUGUUGCUCAUCUCUCUUUACAGCCACACUCACCGGAUGCAAACCAGGUCCUCGGCAUCGAGUAAUCCCAGUACAGAAGCCCAUCUCAACGCCUUGAGGACCGUGAUCACCUUCUUUUGCUUUUCCAUUUCCUACUUUGCAGCCCUCAUGGUGAACCUGACACACAGAAUGCCCGUUCGAAGCAUCUGGUUCUUUUUCCUAAAAGACGUGAUGGCAGCUUACCCCUCCGGCCACUCUGUUUUCAUCAUUCUGGGCAAUUCCAAAUACCAGCAGUCAUUCAGGAAGAUCCUGGGUCUCGCAAAGAAGCCAUAA
Molecule: messenger RNA, 912 nt
Organism: Antechinus flavipes (yellow-footed antechinus)
Lineage: Eukaryota; Metazoa; Chordata; Mammalia; Dasyuromorphia; Dasyuridae
Product: taste receptor type 2 member 3-like
Exons: 1
Coding region: 1-912 (303 amino acids)
Biological process (GO): G protein-coupled receptor signaling pathway; sensory perception of taste; detection of chemical stimulus involved in sensory perception of bitter taste
Cellular component (GO): membrane
Molecular function (GO): bitter taste receptor activity; G protein-coupled receptor activity
Source: RefSeq, a predicted model, not a curated record